This is a messenger RNA of Clupea harengus (Atlantic herring), 1915 nucleotides long. RefSeq names its product mitochondrial translational release factor 1 (gene mtrf1). Gene Ontology annotation, molecular function: translation release factor activity. NCBI's taxonomy places the organism in Eukaryota, Metazoa, Chordata, Actinopteri, Clupeiformes, Clupeidae. Gene Ontology annotation, biological process: mitochondrial translational termination. Gene Ontology annotation, cellular component: mitochondrion. The record is from RefSeq and is a predicted model, not a curated record.
GAAUCCCUAGAGUGUCUUUUACUUCCUGAAGAUUGCAGGAAAGCUCUCAUCAAACUGCAGCAUGGUGAAAACAUCACUAGACUGCUAGUUAUGUUUUGAUUAGUACUUCUUGUAGACUUUUUAGAGAGAAUUAAGGGAACAACCGCUCUUGUAAUGUGUUUGGUACAUUUGUCUAAAUUAAGACAGCAUUUAGCCUUUAGUAGAAACUCUUUUGUGUUCUGCGCUAGGUUAGCCGACCUUAGGCAGUUCUGACCUUAGGUCCUCCUUCUAUAAUGUCUCUGGUAUAGGGGUUUACUGAUAAUAGAGGUUCGAGAUACUUUUGUACUACGAAUGAUAUUAAGAUGGACUAGAUUUUGGAAAUCAUGUGUAUGCAACCACGACAUCGCUGUCAAAGUGACUGGAGUCCUGGGUAAACUGUUGGUUUGUCGUUCACAAAAUCGCAGUUUCCAGCCGUCUCGAAACUAUCACAAAAUUACAGUAGAUUUGCUGAAGAACGAAGCAGUACAGAUGUACAUACGAAGGGUAAGGGAUGAAUACGAAGUGGUCACAUGUACGUUACAAAACGCGAAUCUAAGUGACUCUGACAGGCGACAAUUUCAUCAAAAACGGGUGGAAUUGUUGCCCGUGGUAAAUGCAUUCACAUGCGCCGAAGAUGCUGCUAAAAAUCUACAAGAAGUGGAGUCCUUUCUUCAAAGUACCACAGCUGGCUCUACCCAAGACGAGCAAAUGGUUGAGCUGCUGAGAGAGGAACAAGCAGAACUCACUGGAAAACUUGAAGACUUACAUAAAGAAUUGAUCCAGACUCUGGUUCCACUAGAUGAACAUGACAACAGCAAUGUCAUACUAGAGGUUGCGUCCGGCAGGACUACAGGAGGUGACAUUUGCCAGCAGUUUACCCGUGAGAUCUUCGACAUGUAUGAAGGUUUUGCCAGCUAUAAAGACUGGGACUUUGAUGUCCUUAAUUACACUCCCGCAGACUAUGGUGGUCUGCACCAUGCAGCAGUGAGAGUGUCUGGUGAGGCCGUUUACAGAUGGCUGAAAUUUGAAGGGGGUACACACAGGGUGCAGAGGAUCCCAGAGGUGGGCCUGUCUUCCCGCAUGCAGCGCAUCCACACGGGAACCAUGGCCGUCAUAGUGCUGCCUCAGCCCAGUGAGGUGGACAUUCAGAUUGAUCCUAAAGAUUUGAGGAUCGACACGUUCAGAUCCAAAGGGCCCGGGGGUCAAAGUGUGAACACGACAGACAGUGCGGUUCGAAUCGUCCACUUGCCCACAGGCACCGUGGCAGAGUGUCAGCAGGGCCGCUCUCAGCUCCAAAACAAAGACAAGGCCAUGCGGGUGCUUAAGGCCCGCCUGUACCAAAGCAUCAUGGGAAAACAAACAGAAGAAAGAGACACAGCGCGAAAACAACAGGUGGGCACUCGAGCCCAGGCUGAGAGGAUUCGCAGCUACAAUUUCAGUCAGGACCGCGUGACGGACCAUCGCAUUGGCUACAUGACUCGGGACAUCAAGGAGUUCAUGAGGGGUGGCGAGCAGCUGGAGGAGCUGAUCUCAGCACUGCUGGAGCACAGCGACCAGGAGGCCCUGCUGGAGCUGGUGCAGAGCAGCCAUCUUCUGAGGAGAGAGACUGACCCAGGAUCAGACCAUUGAGCAGCCUCUACUCUUAACAUUGACAGACUGGCAUCGACUGAAUGGACAGAUACAGGACAGGAGUUACCACUGACCAGCUGGUCCUGUGCUCGGAAGACAGAAGUGAUUCGUAUUAACCAGAGAUCCUACUUGGGAGAGGAAGCUGACCAGGAUGUUGUUCAGAGGUCAGGGAGUCUACCUUUCAAAGGUGACACUGGUUCUAAAUGACUUUUGACUCCGUGAAGAGAUAACGUUAAAGUAAGACAAAAAUAAAGAAUUGAAACUGAAA